This is a messenger RNA of Strongylocentrotus purpuratus (purple sea urchin), 534 nucleotides long. RefSeq lists its product as uncharacterized. The transcript is spliced from 7 exons. Lineage: Eukaryota; Metazoa; Echinodermata; Echinoidea; Camarodonta; Strongylocentrotidae. Bases 1 to 360 code for a protein of 119 amino acids. The record is from RefSeq and is a predicted model, not a curated record.
AUGGUACGGAAACUGUUAUAUUGUAAUUUUUUUCUCAUUUUUAUUCCAUUCAUAGGUAUUUCAGAUACGACAACUAAGGCAACAAUCGGACCUACUAGUCAAGCCCCAACAUCAGGUAUUUCAGAUAGGACAACUGAGGCAACAAUAGAACCUUCGAGUCAAGCUCCAUUGUCAGUUCUUUCGACGCUUGCGAUCAUCGGAAUAUAUGGGGGAUCGGUACUUCUGAUCGUUCUGAUCGUUUUGAUCGUGCUUGUCGUCGUUCUGAUCUGCGGACUGAAGAAACGUCCACCACCGAGGAAGGUAAACCCUUCAACAGACCAGGCUGAAGUUCAUGAAAACCCUACCUACGUCCAUGCUUAGUCUUGGCAAUAAACUUCAAAAAGGCGAGUGGAAUGAAGAGUGAAGACAUAGCUACUGGGUUAUUUUAAUCUCGUGCAUGGGCAGAUAAAUUUGUCGAUGCUUUUGGGGAGCUCUUUUACUUUUCAUAAUUUGUAUUUCUUUUUCCUUUUUUUGAUUCUAGAAAUCGGUUCGUUG